This is a messenger RNA of Uranotaenia lowii, 2394 nucleotides long. RefSeq names its product cytochrome P450 9e2-like. The record is from RefSeq and is a predicted model, not a curated record. Gene Ontology annotation, molecular function: monooxygenase activity; iron ion binding; heme binding. The coding region runs from base 954 to 2348 and encodes 464 amino acids. The transcript has a single exon. NCBI's taxonomy places the organism in Eukaryota, Metazoa, Arthropoda, Insecta, Diptera, Culicidae.
UUCUCAUACUACCCUAAAAGUUCAAAUUCAGUCAUGUAAACUUACUUUAAAAUUUUGAAAAAAAACAUGGUUAAAUUUUUAACCAAAACAAAGCUUUUAAGACCCCAGGGUUUAAGAAAUUAAAAAAAAGACCCCAAAUCGACUCAAUCUACUGUCCUUUCAAGGUUGAUUCUACACAAGAAUAUUCGGGGCACGUGCCGCGCUGCGAUAAAUGGGAAUGAUAACGUGAUCCCGGUCGAAAACCUAAACCAAAAAUCCUAAAGCCCGCCAUAGAAAUUUUGCGCCCAUAUGGUGCUCUCGUGUUUUCUUAUCAAUACCAUAUACGUAUGCAUGCAUGCAGUAUAACCCAUAUUUGGACAGCUGUUGUUUAUCAACAAAAAAAUGCAUUCCGAUAAGUUCGGUUUUUACCUAUAAGUUUGUCUUAUACCAAACACAUUUUAUUUUUCAGACGAAUUUUGAAGAAUAUUUAAAUGCGAAUGAUAUUAAAGACUAAAAUAUGAGAUACAUUAAGCGCCAAUCUCCGUCUGCUAAACACUGCAAAGAAGACCUUUUAUCGGAAAUUCACCGAACGCAGUGAUGUAUUUAUAAUAAUCAGCUUCAGCUGAGAACUUCUGUUAUUUCUCGAGAUACAGAGAUACAAGUUGCUGCCGGUUCAAAAAGUAGAAAUGGAGGUAGAUCUCACAGUGCUCCUGGCAGUAUUCACAUUAAUCUCGAUCAUUUACUAUUGGGCUACGAGGAAAAAUGACUAUUUCCACGAAAAACCGAUUCCAUCGAUGGCCGUUACGCCAUUUUUGGGCAGCACCGGAAUGUUGCUGCGAAAGAAAAUCGCCGUUGCCGAUUACAUCUGCAUGAUCUACCAGAAAUAUUCCGCUGUCAAGUGAGUAUAUCUUUCCUUUUUUUUUGUUAAAUUUUCAGAAGAUUUUUUAAAUUUUAUUAUUUUCAGAGUAUUCGGAAUGUUUGAGGUCAACAUGCCUUUGUUCGUUUUGCGGGAUUUAAGCUUGAUCAAGCAGAUCACCGUUAAGGAUUUCGACCAUUUCAUGGAUCAUCGGCCGAUUUUUGGAACGAAAUCGGAAAGUCCGGAUCAGCUGUUUGUCAAAAUGUUGUUCACGAUGACGGACCAGAGGUGGCGGAACAUGAGAGCGACGUUGAGUCCGGCCUUCACCGGAAGCAAGAUGCGACAGAUGUUUGAGCUGGUGGUGAACUGCGCCGAAAGUAUGGCCGAUUUCUACCGCGGACACGUUGGAAAUGGAAAAGAAUACGAAAUGAAGGAUAUCUUCUCACGUUUCACGAAUGACGUGAUCGCGACCUGUGCCUUCGGUAUUCAGGUAGACUCAUCUCGGGAACGGGAGAACGAAUUCUUCCGAACUGGAAAAGAUAUGAUGGAUUUUGGCAAGAUCGGCACCAUCCUGAGACUGUUUGCAUGCCGCCUGAUGCCUUCGAUUACGAGUGCCUUGGGGAUCGAUAUCAUUGGUCGGAAACACAAUCGCUACUUCUCCAGUCUGAUCAGGGAAGCCGUCAAUGCGCGUGAAUCCCGAGGCAUAGUACGUCCGGACAUGAUCAACCUGUUGAUGCAAGCUCGCAAGGGAUCUCUGAAGCAUCAACAGGAAACGGAAGAAGGCGAAGGGUUUGCUAUAGUCAAAGAACCUUUGUUGGGGAGCACCAAAUCAACCAAUACAAUGACCGAAACAGAGAUGAUUGCUCAAUGUUUGUUGUUCUUCCUGGCCGGCUUUGACACCGUCUCCACAUGUCUAACCUUCCUAGCUUACGAACUCACCAUAAACCCAGAUAUUCAAGGAAAACUCUACGAAGAAAUCGCCGAAACCCACAAAAUCCUUGGAGGAAAGUCUCUCACCUACGACGCCCUUCAGAAAAUGAAGUACAUGGACAUGGUCGUCUCCGAAUCGCUUCGACUCUGGUCUCCAGUACCUGCGAUAGAUCGUCUGUGCGUCAAAGACUACACCCUGGACGAUGGCCAAGGUCUCAAGUUCACCAUCGAAAAGGGAACUGGCAUUUGGAUUCCGAUUCACGCCAUUCACCGGGACCCCAAAUACUACCCAAGCCCCGAAAAGUUCAUCCCUGAACGAUUCAGCGAAGCGAACCGCACCAAUCUCAACCCGGACGCCUACCUUCCCUUUGGAGUGGGUCCUCGUGCCUGUAUCGGAUCGCGAUUUGCCCUGAUGGAGGUGAAGGCCAUUGUGUACUACAUGCUGAGGGUUUUCACCUUGAACAGGACCGACGCAACGCAAGUACCGCUUAAGUUGGCCAAAACCUUUGCUGGGAUGAAUCCGGAGAGCGGAGUUCACGUGAAACUUCGCCUGCGAGAGGUCGCUCCAAAAUGUUUAUCAUAGUAUUUGAUAAGGUAGAAUUAUGCUCUCGUGUCCUAGUUUAGCGUAU